Molecule: messenger RNA, 2240 nt
Organism: Staurois parvus
Lineage: Eukaryota; Metazoa; Chordata; Amphibia; Anura; Ranidae
Source: the annotation of a GenBank genome assembly
GGAAAAUCUACCAGAGAUUUGCUUUCACCUUCCUUUUUAGAUUCCGGGAUCUGAAUAGACUAGGAGAGGUCAGCUUGGAGGAGAUGAUUCUUCAUCAAUAUCCAUAUCUGGAGGGUCUGAUUGGAGAUAUCUUCCAAGAUCCAGAGAGACUUCUGUUUAUAUUUGAUGGUUUAGAUGAAAGUAUUCACCAAAUGGAUUUCAGAUCAAGUAAACUAUCCAGUCCAAAACACAGAACACAUUUUGGUGAGAUUGUGGUCAGUUUGGUGGGGCAGAGUCUUCUUAAGGGUUGCUCUGUACUAAUAACCAGCCGUCCAACCAGACUGGCAUCAGUUGAUAUUCAUGUUUUCGAGAGAAUAGCUGAGAUCAUGGGAUUUCUCCAUGAAGACAGACUGAUCUUCUUUUAUAAUUUCUUUGGAAAUGAAGAAUUGUCAGAGAAAGCUUUCCAUUAUGUGCAGGAGAAUGACACACUGUACACUUUCUGUUAUAUCCCAUCAUACUGCUGGAUCAUUUGUACAGUGUUAUCGAUGUGCUUCAGAGCCCAACCAACAAACACUGAUCAGCUGAUGGCAUCAUUACCCAAAACAGUGACACAACUGUUUGUGACUUUUGUUGCCCAUAUUCUGGCCAAUCACAACCAGAAUAAAGAUGGUGGCCACACUGCCCAGGAACUGCUGACAUCUAUUGGGUGGAUGGCAGAACAUGGAGUUAUGAAUCACAUGAUUGUAUUUGAUGAGUGGCAUCUGGAUUCAUUCAGUGUGAGAAAUGAUAAAUAUAUCUUUUCAUGUUUCAUGAUGGAAUCUGGUCAGCCUCCUGAUGUGGAUUACACCUUCUUACAUCUCACUCUUCAGGAGUUUUUUGCUGCUUUAGUCCAUUUUAUUAAUUAUGAUCCUGACAGAUUACAGGAAACACUCGAUAAGGCUGAAUCUUAUGAAGAUGGCCGUGCUGAAAUAUUCCUCCGUUUCCUCUGCGGUCUCUCAGACUCUUCUACUAGAUCCAUGCUACAGUCUCAAGUGGGAAAAUUGUCUACUCAGGCAGCCAGACAUGUCAUCACCUGGAUUCAGAGAAAAGUCACAGAAGAGCAAAAACCCGGAAAACCAAGAGGGCACAAGAGAGAGCUUCUGAAUGUAUUCUACUAUCUCAAUGAGAGCAGGAAUAAGGCUCUGGUGUCACAAUGUAUUGGAUCAAAGGACGUUGACCUUUAUAAUGUCCCCCUCACCCCUCUGGACUGCUCUGUCCUAUCUUUUAUCCUUCAAUCCUGCAGAGAGACAGAAGAAGUACAUUUAAGUACAUGUAAUAUUCCAAGUGAAGGACUGAGGAAACUUAUACCAGCUUUAGGUGCUAUCAAGAGUUUGAGUUUGUGGAAAAGUCAACUGACAGACAGUUCCUGCAUCCACCUGGCUUCUGGAAUAAGAAAUAACCAGACACUGAGGACACUGAACCUGUCUGAGAACAAUCUGGAGGGUCCUCAUUUCAGUGAUCUGAUGGCAGCUCUGACAACAAGCAGGAUAGAGAAAUUACUAUUGGGUAAUAAUCACCUGACAGACAGUUCCUGCCCCCACCUGGCAUCUCUAAUAAGAAAUAACCAGACACUGAGGAAAUUGAACCUGUCUAUGAACAAUCUGGAGGGUCCUCAUUUCAGUGAUCUGAUGGCAGCUCUGACAACAAGCCGGAUAGAGAAAUUACAUUUGUGGAAAAGUCAUCUGACAGACAGUUCCUGUCCCCACCUGGCAUCUGGAAUAAGAAAUAACCAGACACUGAGGACACUGGACCUGUCUGGGAACAAUCUGGAAGGUCCUCAUUUCAGUGAUCUGAUGGCAGCUCUGACAACAAGCCGCAUAGAGGAAUUAAUUGGGUGAUAAUCAGCUGACAGACAGUUCCUGCCCCCACCUGGCAUCUCUAAUAAGAAAUAACCAGACAUUAAGGACACUGAACCUGUCCUGGAACAAUCUGGAGGGUCCUCAUUUCAGUGAUCUGAUGGCAGCUCUGACAACAAGCCGGAUAGAGGAAUUAGAUCUACAUAUUACUCACCUGACAGACAGUUCCUGCCCCCACCUGGCAUCUGGAAUAAGAAAUAACCAGACACUGAGGACACUGAACCUGUCUGGGAACAAUCUGGAGGGUCCUCAUUUCGGUGAUCUGAUGGCAGCUCUGACAACAAGUCGGAUAGAGGAAUUAAAGUGAGUAUAACAGGACUGACUGAGACAAUAAAAAUCUGGGACAGUUUUAUAUCUAAAUCACAU